Molecule: messenger RNA, 630 nt
Organism: Arthroderma uncinatum
Lineage: Eukaryota; Fungi; Ascomycota; Eurotiomycetes; Onygenales; Arthrodermataceae
Product: thioesterase family protein
Exons: 2
Coding region: 1-630 (209 amino acids)
Source: RefSeq, a predicted model, not a curated record
AUGCAUGCCUCCAUUGUCUCUAUACCGUCCGACGAGGAAACAAACACCCUCUUCAAUCCCCCGGACGACAUCUCCAAAGAGAUCAAUGACUUCAUCAACACACAUCCUCUCUCUGUUUCACUCCGCGCAGACUUCAAAUAUAAAGAAUCUCGACCACACUUGAAAUACCCCGCUGAAUUACGCGCCCACAACCUAACGGGAGGCACUCUCGCGGGGCCAGGACGCAUCGUCGUACCACCAUUCACAUGGAACACGGAAGACGGGAAAUCAUUCGUCUCGAUAUUCUACCUUGGCUCUGACGUUUCUGGCCAUCCGGGUAUCGUUCACGGAGGGCUGUUGGCAACAGUGCUCGACGAAGGGCUGGCGAGAUGCUGUUUCCCCGUCUUGCCUAACAAAGUCGGUGUCACGGCCAGUUUGAGCAUUAACUAUUGUAGCCCGGCGCCGACUGGCUCGUUCUUCGUGAUGCGAGCAGAGACUAUCAAGGCUGAAGGGCGCAAGGCGUGGGUCAAGGGUUGGAUUGAGAGUCUGCCGGACGAUGGGACUGAGCCUACGAAGUUCGUAGAGGCAGAGGCCUUGUUCAUCGAGCCGAAGAGUGCAGCGCUCAUUCCACGUCUCUAUAAAGUGACCUGA